Messenger RNA from Penicillium atrosanguineum, 2082 nucleotides. RefSeq names its product Zn(II)2Cys6 transcription factor domain-containing protein. The coding region runs from base 1 to 2082 and encodes 693 amino acids. NCBI's taxonomy places the organism in Eukaryota, Fungi, Ascomycota, Eurotiomycetes, Eurotiales, Aspergillaceae. Gene Ontology annotation, biological process: cellular response to starvation; regulation of DNA-templated transcription. Gene Ontology annotation, molecular function: RNA polymerase II transcription regulatory region sequence-specific DNA binding; zinc ion binding; DNA-binding transcription factor activity, RNA polymerase II-specific. The record is from RefSeq and is a predicted model, not a curated record. Gene Ontology annotation, cellular component: nucleus. The transcript is spliced from 3 exons.
AUGAAUCAAGUUAAGCUGAGCGGCUCCCCGGUGCCCGACCGAAGUGGCGGGGACCGUGAUUCUGCCGACAUCACCGAACACUCUGAGGCCAUGGACUCUGGCAAAGACCAGCCGAAUGGUGGCAAGGCUGAGAAUGGCCGUAAAGCUGCCAACGCCAAGGAUCCGUCGCGACCGCGGCGUAAGAAGGCUCGACGAGCAUGCUUUGCCUGUCAGCGAGCUCAUUUGACUUGCGGUGACGAGCGUCCGUGUCAGCGCUGUAUCAAGCGUGGUUUGCAGGACGCAUGCCAUGAUGGUGUUCGCAAGAAGGCCAAGUAUCUCCACGAUGCCCCGGACGGCGCACUGAUGCCCGAUGUGAGCAGCAACAAUAACAGCAAAACCAGCGGCAAUAGCAACAGCAACACCUUCUACAGCAAUACCCUUCGCAAUAACCUGCCUGGAUCUCGAAAUGGUAGUGCGAGCACUCCGCAGCAGCAAGCACCCAACACGAACAAUUUCUACCCCACGCCCCAGCCACAACCUCAGCCGCAGCCAGGAUCCUACAACAUGUAUCAGGAAUCGCCAAUGGGCCAGAGCCCUUUCACCACCCAGUCUCCCGUUUCACCUACAUUUAAUCUGAAGAAUACCACCAAUGGUCGCAAUCCCAGCUUAUCGUCUACCGUGAACCAGCAGCCCACGCCGAGCACCGCUCUUUCCGGGGAUACCAGCCAGCCGCAAAAUCCAUUCGCCGGACCCUUCUUCGAUCCCAGCGACCCCGCCCUCUUCAACUUCGAUCUAUCAAGCAUGAACUUUGAGAACCGCUAUGGUGCUCUCGAGUUUGGCAUGCUCGGUCACAUGGCUACGGGAGCCGGCGAUUCUCCCGACUCGGCAACGCAGCGAGGGUCGAUCGGCCGCAGUGGGUCUGCGCAGUUCUCCACGCCAGCUCCCGGUUUUGGCGAAAGUCCGGGGAACCAGCCCUUCAUGUUUGGCGAUCCCUUACUCAAUGAGUGGCCAACCGGCCAGACCUCGGGCCCGCACGUGAACGUCGGAGGCGUAUAUGGACAGAAUGGCAUGCUGCCGGGACACAUGAAAGCAGAUGCCCCCCAUGCAUUUGCAAUCGAGAGCGGUCCUGUAAACUUCACCAGCCCCGGCUCAGCGGCCAGUCCGCAUGUGACGAAUGCAGGCUUCGACGAAGCAGGGUUCAAUGCAGCUGCAGCCAAGGCAAACACCCUCGCCCCUAAUGGUACGCGACCGGUGAUCACCACGCCAAGCUUGAAGCAGCAGACCCUACAGGUCGCUCCAAAACGACGUCAUCGCGACCCAUCCACCAUCUACGAGAGUGUAAAGGAGCCGUAUGCUUACACAAGUCGCUUCCACAAUCUCACCGCUUUCAUCCAGCGCCGUUUUACGCCGCAGAAGACCGUUCGCAUUGCUAAGGCGCUGGCGUCUAUUCGGCCGUCGUUUAUCGCAACAACCAAGACCUUGAAUCGAGAUGAUCUGAUCUUUAUGGAGAAAUGUUUCCAACGGACACUAUUCGAAUAUGAAGACUUCAUCAAUGCCUGCGGUACACCGACGAUCGUAUGCCGACGCACCGGAGAAAUUGCCGCGGUUGGCAAAGAGUUCAGCAUUCUCACCGGAUGGAAGAAGGACGUGCUGUUGGGCAAAGAGCCGAACAUGAACGUCAACACAGGCGCAUCAGCAACGUCGGGCACGACGUCAAGAGGCAGCUUCACCCCGCGCAGCUCAACGUUAGAAAACUCCGGUGGGCGCCCACAGCCCGUGUUCUUGGCCGAGCUUCUAGACGAUGACAGCGUUGUAGAGUUCUACGAGGACUUUGCACGGCUAGCGUUUGGUGACUCACGCGGCAGUGUCAUGACACGAUGCAAGCUGUUAAAAUACAAAACCAAGGAGGACAUGGAGGUUGCACAGUCCGACGAGGGCAAGUGGAACAAUCACAUCCGCAAGGGUGGAAUUGCCGGCGAAGCUGGCAUGAACCAGCUGGGGUUCAAGGACGGCAAGGUCGAAUGCGCGUACUGCUGGACAGUCAAGCGCGAUGUAUUCGAUAUUCCGAUGCUUCUCGUGAUGAAUUUCCUCCCGUGCAUUUGA